This is a messenger RNA of Bursaphelenchus okinawaensis, 1582 nucleotides long. NCBI's taxonomy places the organism in Eukaryota, Metazoa, Nematoda, Chromadorea, Rhabditida, Aphelenchoididae. The record is from the annotation of a GenBank genome assembly.
AUGUCCAUUACACUUAACAAUAUUACUUAUCCCGAGUGCCCACAACAACCUCCGCCGGUGUCUAUAGGCUAUGCGUAAGUUUUGCACGGUGCAGAGGGUUCAACUUUAAAGUGCCAUUUCUUUUCGCACACUAGAUGAAAAUUUUUGAAAUUUUGGAAAAUGAUAUGACCGCUUAUUCUCAGUAUAGUGCGCUUUUGAUUUUAAAAAAUUUUGAGUUAGGGCGUAUUAAACAGGGUUGUUCUAUUUUAGGUAUUGCACGGUGCAGGCAUCAGAAACUAAAAAUGUCAUAUCUUUUUGUAUACUGGACCGAAAUUUUUGAAAUUUUGAAAAAUUAAAGUAUUGCUCAUUUGACUAUAAUGUUUUUUUAAUUUUUUAAAAUUUUUGAUUUUGGUUGAUCAAAAUGAUUUUUUAAUUUUAGGGGCUUGCACGGUGCAGUCAUUAAAAUUUAAAAAAAUCAUAUAUUCUUUAAAUUUUUCUGAAUAUUCUUGAAAUUUGAAAAGUUUAUAAAAGUUGAGAUAUAAAACUAUAUUUUAAUAAAAUUUCUUCAAAAGUUCUCGGACUUUUUGCACUGUCCACUUUUAAAAUUUUAAUCAUUGCACUGUGCAGAUUAUUUAAAAAUAUGACAAAAAUUAAUAAAAAAAUUCUCAAAAUGAUUUAACUAAUAUAAAUUUUUAUGUAAAAUACGGUGGUCGCUAACUCGAGUUAUUUUCAGAAUAUUCAGUCAAUUUGUGAACGGGUUUCUCACCUCAAUAUGUGUAGCAGUUGGUACAGUCGGUAACUUUUAUUCGGUGCGCUCAGUGAAACUGUCAAAUUUUGAUAAGAAUUCGAACCGAGGAGUUACAUUGGCAUUUUCGAUUGUUACUCUAGCCAUAUGGGAUUCGAUUUUACUAUGGUUCGCCUUCUUUUACUACGGUUUUAAGAAUUUGGUACAUGCUGAAUAUCUUAGUUUUGUUAACAUAUUCACGCCUUAUAUGCAUGGAUGCUCACAGGUGGCUAAUACUGCUUCGGUAAGUGUUGGUUUAUCAUGGAUAAGGAUUAUUUUAUCAAGAGGAAGGUUAAAAAUGGCUGUUCUGAGAGAGAAAAAGCGUUAAUCAAUAGAUGGACAAAAUGUCAGAACUAAAUUUGAUGUUUUAUAACAGAAAAGGGGAGUGUGCUCCGUAUUUUACAUUAGGAUUGUUAUGUUUGUAUCAAAAAUGGCUACUUCAGUCAAAAAAGGGCUUUAGUCAAUAAAUAAACGAAGUGUCACAAUCGUCUGUGACAUUUCGUUUUAUUUAUUUUUUCUUUUAUUAUUUCUCGUUUUUAUCAAUUUCAAAGUCGAAAAAAAGGUAGAAAACCCAUUUUUCAAUCGUAUUUUAUAAUUUUUAUCAAAAUAUACUUUUUCUUCACUAAUUUAUAUUAUCCAUGCCACCAACCUAUACCUACAACAAUAUAAACCUCUAUUUUUCAGAUAUGGUGCGUCGUAGCGAUAACCGUUCAACGAUACAUGGCCACACGUGACCCAUUCAGGACGACACGAUGGCUACUACACAUAACAUCGGCUGAACUCAAAGAGUAUGCACCAAUACGAUCGUCGCUACGGUAG